This is a messenger RNA of Ficedula albicollis (Collared flycatcher), 1738 nucleotides long. It is a transcript of the gene FAM110D, whose product is annotated as family with sequence similarity 110 member D. The coding region runs from base 340 to 1365 and encodes 341 amino acids. Lineage: Eukaryota; Metazoa; Chordata; Aves; Passeriformes; Muscicapidae. The record is from RefSeq and is a predicted model, not a curated record. The transcript has 3 exons.
GUCGGCACGGGGGGAGCUCCUGCCGCGGGGCUGGGCUGGCAGGGGUUAAUGGGUGGCUCUUCCUCUUCCUCAUCCUCUAUAUGAGGCUGCUCCCGGCUCUGGGCUCAGUUUGCUGCGGUAGCCAGAGGGGCAGGAGCUGCCUGAGACUGGAGCAUCCCUGCAUCCCAUCCCUGCAUCCCAUCCCUGCAUCCCGUCCCUGCAUCCCGUUCUGCAUCCCUGCGUGGGCUCAGGGCUGAACCCAGGAGCCGAGCGCAGCUUCAGGAGCCUCCCCAGCGGGCAGAGCGGAGCUGCCCGGGCACUCCGGAGGGCACAGGGUGAUCGCAGCGCCCUGCCGGGGCCAUGGUGCCCUUGGGCAGCCCCACUCUGCGCCUCGUGGCCCCCGGGCGCGGCUCGCCUCUGGCCUGGCUGAACCGGGGCCCCGAGUGCUCGGGGGGCAGCGGGGGCCGCAGAGCCAGCGCCGUGGAGCGCCUGGAGGCCGACAAGGCCAAGUACGUGAAGUCGCAGCAGGUGAUCAGCCGGCGGCAGGAGCCGGCGCUGCGGGGCUCGCCCCGGGGGGGGGGGGGGGGGGGGGGGCUGCUCGCCCGGCAGCAGUGCGGGGAGCUGUGCCCGGGCUCGGAGCUCGGCCGGGAGGGCCCGCGGAAGCUGCCGUGCCCCCCGUCCCCCGUGUCGCGCCGCAGCGGCAGCAGGCGCCUGCUGAGACCCGACUCGCUCAUCAUCUACCGGCAGAAACGGGACUGCCUGGCCGGGGACAAGGAGAACAGCAAGGGCUCCGGGCUGGUGCGGCGCCUCUUCCAGGGACCCCUAUGGGACAGAGCGCCCAGCUCGCCCCCCGCCGGGGCGCUGGGCGAGGGGCCCAGAGCCCCCCCGAGCCCCGAGACGCCCAUGCUGUGGGCGCCUGCCGAGAAGGAGGAGGCGCGGACAGCGGGAGGUGACAGCGGUGGCAUCUUCGCCGUGCCCGGCAGCCCCGCGGAGCCGCGCCCCGGUGGCCCCGGCAAGGAGCCGCUGGCUCUGCGCGUGUCGCUGGCGGGCAAGGAGCCGCUGGCUCUGCGCGUGUCGCUGCCGCUGUCGGAGCAGGAGCGCUUCUUCAACUACUGCGGGCUGGACCGGGCGCUGGUGGAGCUGCUGGGCCGGGAGCGCUUCGGGCCGGCGGGCUGGGACAGCGCCUCGGCCCCGGCCCCCGGAUCCUGCGAGUCCGAGCCCGGGAGAGCCUCGGGGGGCAGCGAGGGGGGCGCGGGGCCGGGCGAGGAGGAGCCGGACUCCCGGCCGGGCUGCGCCGUCUCGGUGGUGGAACGCAACGCCCGUGUCAUCAAGUGGCUCUACGGCUGCCAGAGAGCCUGGGCGGCUGCCAAGGAGUCCACGGUGUGAGCGGGGACAGCCUGGCCCGCACCGGGACACUCGCCCUCGCUGGUGGCACCAACGGGAUGCCGCAGGCUGGGAGAACCGCCAGGUCCUCAGGCUGAGCGGGGUGGGGGCACCUGAGGGGCAGGUGAGGAAGGGACAGCCCCGGGUGAGUCUCUCCAUGGCCUCAGGGCUGCCGUGCCCCUGCUGUCACCCAUCUGUCCCCAGCCCAGGAGGGUGGGAUGGACCUGCAGCCCCCACUGACCCCCCGUGUCCUGCUCCAGCUGCAGGCUGAGGGUGGGCAGAGCCCGAGCCCCCCGUCGUGGGCAGUGCCCACCCCACAGCCCCCUCCUCCCCAGAACAGGAGCUGCUGGGGCCAGAGCUGCUCUCAAUAAAUCUG